CUGAGAUACAACCGCUUGUGGCGAGCGCCUGUCGUCGCGGAGUUUACGUUAGGGAAGCAGGGUAUUCAAUAUCACGUCUAAUGGUGAUUUUGUUUCUAUUCUAUAACUGUGUUGUCUGAUAUGUGUGUGCAGCUUUUUGUCCAGUAAGCAGUUUCAAGUGCAGGGAGAACAAGGAAACGCCGGCGUUGCGCGAAGACAUCGACAACCAGCGGCAACCUAUCCAUAGCGGCCCCGUUGCUCGACGUGAGAACGGCAUACAAACUACGCGCUUGUCUCUUAUAGGAACUUUGUGUGUCGUGUGCCCAACACGGAUUAGUCAUGCCAAUGAUAAGGUGACGAUGUGCUACCGUAUCUACCUAUUUGGUUCAAUACGUCACCUUUAGUUACAGUGGUGUGUCUAGCCAUCGUGUCCAUGGAGUGGAGAGCUCCAUGGAACAAAGGUUAUUGUUUGUACAAGAAACGAACGUGCGUUACACUGUGACAUUGAAUUUGGCUCGCGGUUUUAACGGCGAUUGAGGACUUCAGACCAUUAACGUAACCUUCAUACGGAUACCUGGUGGUCUUUGUUUCUGGUGAUUGUAGCAUCGUUCUGUAAACAACUUGUAUGACUCUUACGGACGGUGGUGGUGUCAAGGGACCUUUAGAAAGUGGCUACCGCCGUUUGGUUUCAACGGAUCACGACCGUGUGCGAUUUGUCUUGCAGUUCCUGAUUUGUCGUACGAUUGAUUUACUAAAGCGGACUUGAUACACAGUGAAAAUGGGUUUGCUAUCGGAGGGAACCCCCCUAACCUGGAAGGAGGUACAGAAGUAUUGUGAGCAUGUGAGACAACACGCGAUCAUACAGUUCAUCAAUCAAUACAAUAGGCUCAAGGAUCGACAAAACGAUUGUCUCAAGUUCGGCGAUGAAAUCGAGUAUAUCCUUAUCAAAUUCGACGAUGAAAACAAAACUGCAAAGUUGAGUCUUCGUGCGAACGAACUGCUUCCAGUACUACAACAAGAAGAGAAGACAAAUCCGACAAAAUGCAAAAGUCUUUGGCGACCGGAAUUCGCUUCAUAUAUGAUAGAAGGCACUCCUGGCCAGCCGUACGGGAGUCUGUUAUCGCACCUUAACGUUGUCGAGUCAAAUAUGCGAGACCGAAGAAAAUAUGUUCAAAGGCUCCUUCAGGCAAAUGAACACCUGAUGUGUUUGACGACAUUCCCUCGACUGGGCCGUGGAACCUUUACGUCACCUGCAUUUAAACCAAAUUGGUCAACAUCUUACCUUCAAUCAAUAUCGCUCCCUGAUGAAGUUGUCUUUCAAGGACAUCCGCGCUUUAAGACGCUCGCCCGUAACAUCCUUGAACGACGUGGCAAAAAGGUGGCCAUCCAUGUGCCGAUCUUCAAGGACGAGAAGACCCCGAGUCCAUUCAUCGAAGAAGAUUUUGGCGACCCAGAUGCGAAACAGGCAAUCAAGCCUGAUCAUAUCUAUAUGGACGCCAUGGGCUUUGGAAUGGGCAACUGCUGCCUACAGGUAACCUUCCAGGCAUGUAACAUUUCGGAGGCACGGCGCUUGUACGAUCAAUUGGCGCCAAUCUGUCCUGUAGUGAUGGCGCUCAGCGCGGCCUCACCUGUAUUCCGUGGAUACCUGGUAGAUCGGGACUGUCGUUGGAACGUUAUUGGUGACUCGGUCGACUGUCGACGAGACGACGAAAAGCAGCGAAUCAAAAAAUCACGCUAUGGAACUAUCGACUGUUAUAUCUCAGAUAAAGGCGAGCACUUUAAUGACAUCGAAGUCGUAUAUAACAAAGAAUACUAUGAUAAGCUACGCGCUAAUGGAGUAGACCACCUCCUAGCACAGCACAUUUCGCACCUGAUGAUUCGAGAUCCGCUAGUCAUCUUUGAGGAAAAGAUCGACCAGGAUGACGCACGCGAUACGGAUCAUUUCGAGAAUCUCCAGUCGACGAAUUGGCACAAUAUGCGAUUUAAGCCACCCCCGCCCGAGACAUCAAUCGGUUGGAGAGUGGAGUUCCGACCGAUGGAAAUCCAGACUACCGAGUUCGAAAAUGCGGCCUUUACAGUGUUCAUUGUUUUGCUCUCCAGAGUUAUUAUAUCCUACGGACUCGAUUUUCUAGUGCCCAUCUCUAAACUUGAUGAAAAUAUGGAAGAGGCCCAAAAACAAGAUGCUGCACGAAAGAGUAAAUUCUGGUUUCGACAGGACGUUAUCCUUGAAGGAUUUGGACUCAAUGGGGUGCACCACGAGGAUGGUACGACGAGGGAUAAUUUGACUCCAGAAACAGCUAGAACAAAUGGUCAUCCAACCCCCUGUAUAGUGAAGAUGACCGCAGAUGGGAUAAUGAAUGGGACCGAGUCAUUUCCAGGCCUGAUCCCGCUGAUCAAGAAGUAUCUCAAGUCAAUGGAGGUCGAUGUUGACACGCAAUGCACUAUUGCGCACUAUCUCAACCUUAUUUCGAAACGGGCUAAAGGCGAAUUCCUUACCACAGCAACAUGGAUCCGGCAAUUUAUAUUGAGCCAUUCGGACUAUAAGAAAGACUCCAAGGUGAGCGAGCUAAUUACGUACGAUCUGACGCAUCGUCUAGUCGAGAUCCAGGAACAGAAAAUCGAUGAACCUUCACUUUUCGGCGAAUGGUGCUCGAGGUCGAAGUCGCAAGUGCCUCGAGCAGUUCUACGUAACCAGUGCUGUUGAAGAGACAGGUUUCCCGCAUAGCAAAACAGGACAAGCUAACCGUAUGGAACCUCAAAUGAAUCAACUGUGGCAAUCAGCACUGCUGAAGAGACAGGUUUCCCGCAUAGCAAAACAACACAAGCACAACCUCAAACGAAUCGACUGUGGCAAUCAGCAUCAUACUGCAAAGCUGCUGCGAAGCCUGUGAUGACGCACCGACUUACAGCUGGUUAAAGGCCAACAGGCAAUUUCGGACAUAGGCCUGCGGGUAUAUAUUACUCGGAAGGGCUGGCAAGACAAAAUAUUGUAUUGGGUAGGUUUGUACAAGCAGAUUAUUCUUUACUUUUGCAUUUGGCCACCGUCCUGCCUGAUUGUGAAAAUAUACGAAAGCAAUGCUGUGAUUAGCUACCGUCGGAGCAUCCUGUGCCGAGGAUCGAGCAGGUCCUUCGCUAAUCAUUGUUAUGGCAAAACACGGAUAUGACAAAUUAUAAAUUAAGUAAUGAAUUUUGACGUUGACACAAAGAAACUCUCGAUGUAUCUAUUAUUUGACCGCAGCUAUAGUGUUUGUUUACCAAGAAACAAGAUACAUUGGCGCGAGUUGUUUGUUGGUAUAUGAAAUUUUACUUUCCCGGUUAAGUAGAUCUUAGCACAGAGUCACAUACUAUAUGCGAGCGUUAUCAUGAGCAAUUAAAGCAGCUUAGCAGAAGACUUACUCCAUCUUGGCUAUGAGCCUACGAAGUGGUGGGUAGUAAAAGCAGAGAUAGGUAAUGCAGGCAAGUGAUAAUGGUGUCGAAAUAAUGCCAACGAGGUCUUUUUGGGGCUACACCGACCCCCCGUAGAUAAAAUGGCGUAUUUCUACUGUUGUUGAUAAAUAUGUAUGUCAGCUGUAUGUAGGUACCUUCAGUGGUUUGCCUGAUCGCAGAUACCAAAAUACAUAUUCAGAGUAGGGAUACAUGCGUCGCCAUAUAUCCGUAUGCUGUAUUCUCGUUUAGCGGCUUGUUUGUUUGUUUACCUGUCCUUUGAUAACGAAUAGAGCUCACCUGUAAAUAUUGAUCUGCCGGAAAAACCAACUUUUAACGAGGCAACCAACGUAUAAUGAUUCUUGCCACCGGAUAAAUUCUAGAGUGUACGCAGUGACGGAAGAUGGCAAAAUCAGUAAUAGCAAUCAUUAUAUUGUGCGAAAUGUCUUCUGAUUUUUUUGGUUAUUCGCCCUUAUUCUUGCCCCAAACUGGGUUUGCUGUACUGCCAUGGCAAUACUUAUAAUACGAUUGUGUUAUAGAACGACACCAAACAAUGUGUUGGAAUAAACUAUAUAGAAACAUCCAGGUAGAUAUGUAAGACAUGCUACACCAAUAGUCCCGCGACGAUCGAAAGGGACGAGACUAGCUGUUAAGGCUACGUUGUUGUACGCAAUUCGAUUCGGAAGUAUUCGAAAAAAACUACUGUUGUUGAACCAAUGACGAUCAAUCCUAUCCGUUUAAUAUAGCUUUUGUGCUUUCUGACGUAGCUAAAUCAGCCGUCAGUCCAGUCUCAAUUAUUAAGAAGGAUUCGACAGUAACUUGCGUUAUUUUUGAGUAUCGGAUGCUACAAAUAAUCAUGGCGGCUUGUUUGCAACAGGCUUUCCUAUAUGCUUAUUGUGAAACACCAAAUUGUAAUUAAGCGAUAUUCAUUUAUGGCCGUGACAAAACAAAUAAACGUUGAUAAAUAUGCUACAGUAAGCUUACUUGUCGUUAUUUCUUAAGUUAGAGGCAGAUUUCUGGAUGCAAUUCUAUAUUGAAAACUAUUGGCUAUUCAAUCAAAGUUCCGUCUAGUUACACAGAUGUAGAGACCCUAGAAGAUCUUGUGCGAUUUCCCAUAACCGAAAUGUUCAUGGAGCUGAUUUUCCCAUAGACAAACUAGAUUAAAUAUUGCACAACAGGGGGAAAGCUAGCACGGUGAGAUGAUAGCAUAGGCAUAAUGUUCAUGCAGACGUUACCAAGUCUGUCAAAUUAGACCCUCCGUGUGCGACUGUCAUAGUGGCUGAUAAGCGACCUGUGACGACUGCGGACGUCGUCAGCCUCGUUCGUGUUGCUGCUGGCCUGCACCUGAUGACUGAAGUUUGCUAAUCGUAAGAAAAAGAGCGGCAUCGCUCCAGUUGUAGCUGCAUUAUUGCGCGUCAUCUUGGUGGGGAUCUUCGGAAAUGAAUCAACGUGGCGGUUCAGUGAAGCACAUACUGCUACUCCCACGUCUGCUCAGUCUUCUACGUAUAUGCAAACGGCCUGACGACGCCAGAGGCCCAUCGCUAAUAUGGCUAAUCUAGGUACGCUUGUCCUCAGCAGCGCUUUCCGUGACGUAUACAGCUCUCCGUAUUGAAAGCUUCGUCUCAGAUGUCGAACGCGCAAUACGAAACGAAGACUGUUCGGAGAAUUGACUUUCCAUAUAUCUGGUUAUUGUCGGGUGGCUGGGUCAUCGCUGCUGCUUUGUAACUCGAAUACAGAACUGGCAAAUCAAAACUUUAGCAAUGUUGCUACCAGACGUUGUUGUAGCCUGCUCAUCAAACGAGUACUACCCAAUAAAUUUGGUAGAAUUUAAUUCGCAUUGUCAAUAUAUUCGCACGCAAGAUAUUAUGUCUGCCGUUGUAAAGAUGACCGUCACAUUUCGGUGCAGGCCUACGUGCAACUAGUUAGUCCAUCUUCUGUCGUGCGUUCGUUAAGCGCUUUACUGGUAAAGCGAAAAGCAACAGGGCUGCAAAUGGUGGACAGUUCGCAUAGAAAUGAACAAUAACUAAUGCGCAGUCUAGUUUUUUCACGACAUAUAUAUUCGAUUUGCAGGUUAAGAUCAACAAAAUGCUUGUAAAGUAAAAGGCUGCCGCCUAAACAGGCGGCUUAUAUCGAGUGGCUCGUAACGUGUAGGACUCGAUUUUGCUACACAUUGCCCCACCUACACACAACUGUUAUGGAUGAGUCAGGAUUUAGCAUUGUAUAUGAAUUAGAAGAGUGCUUUCGAUAGACUAACUUGGCGAUAGACUAGAUAGGCAGCACGUUAGACUAAAAUAGUUUUGCUAUUCUUUAGACAAUCGUUUUUAGCGGGUCAGAAUGGACAAUGACACAUGUUCGGCAAUUUUCUGUGUUUCUCAUUGGAACUAUGCUUCUUCAUGUUACAAUUGUAUUAGUAGUUAGUAAAAGGACCUCUACUGAGAUGUAUUACUGAGAUGGGUAGUAAUGACCGACGGGUAUGUAAAAAAAAGCGUAAUGCUUUGAAAAGUCCGCUUCCGGUUAUAGUUACAAAACUUUUUUUCUUGGUUCCUUAUUUCUGUUGUUGUUACGGGAAACUGGAAAAGUAUACAAAUGACAUUUUAACUUGAUUUUAACAAACAGAUAACAUGACUAGUCAAGUCUGCGAAGAUCUUGGUUUAGGGAAUUUCAAGCUAAUGGGUAUCAGAAAAUCAGAAGAAGUAUUACUAUUUAGGUUGGUUUGUUCAAGUCAGUUGUCUUAUCAUAGCCAUUGUGUAAUUCUCAGUGUGGCUCGCCGAAAUGGCAGGUCAGCCUCCUGAAAAGUAUUCAGAUACAUUUUUAAAACGUUCCGUGUGUGUUAUCGCCUCGAAAAGAGACCAAGUGUGUUUGUUAUCUGUUUGCAGCAAAAUGUAUGUUUACCUGAGCAAAUUCUGAGCGAGGCUUGGAGACCUCUACUUUAAUAUUAAACCGCAUCAUUUGCAAGGUUCGGCCCAAGAUAAUGGAAUUCGAAUUAAAAUGCUGUCGUUACAUGGAGAAUAUUUGGUUACAUACUACGCCACGAGCAUCGCAAGUUCCUUCCCCGUUGGCAUAUUAAAGGUGCAUUUAAAUCGUAGAAGAAACGGGCCGUCCUGUAUGUCAAAUUGUACGGUAAUGGGAUUAUAGGGUUCUUGUGUAUUGCAACGUUUGAUCGGCUACGACGUCACUAUUUUCACGACCUGUUCACUUCUUCUCUGUCGUUUUGUUCACUGUUGUGAUUACUUAUUUUUUUCGAGCUCAGCCUACGCAUGCCUAAAAUGUAAGUCCUUUGUAACAUUUUCUUCGUCGAAGAUAUCUUGCUGAUGUUGUUGUUAUCGUUUAUUCUGGCUCGUCCAUUCCUCUUGUUAUUAUUUCUUGUUAACGCGCUGACAGCAAAGGCUUGCCGUCAGUACAAGAUAACGACAGCGGUAAGGGCCCCCCGCCCGUGGCAUCUCCGAGAUGGGUUACUCACUGUUCGUUAGGUUGACCGUUUUGUUCGCGGCUUACCGUUGCUGCCAGCCAAUAGACUGCCAACGGAUCCAGUGAUACGAGCCAUAACGUGGCGACGCUCCUCAUUGCCUCAUUCCUGCUCGCGAUUGCUCCAGCCGGUACCAUGCCACGAAGUUGCUUCGGUUUCAUGUCCACUUUCAGCCUUUUCUUUUUCUUCGUCACGUUUUUCUUUCACCCGUAGCAUUUUUCGUGAAGCCAUCUUUAACAGUGCUUCGGC
Messenger RNA from Varroa destructor (honeybee mite), 7117 nucleotides. RefSeq names its product glutamate--cysteine ligase (gene Gclc). Lineage: Eukaryota; Metazoa; Arthropoda; Arachnida; Mesostigmata; Varroidae. Gene Ontology annotation, biological process: glutathione biosynthetic process. Gene Ontology annotation, cellular component: glutamate-cysteine ligase complex. The record is from RefSeq and is a predicted model, not a curated record. Gene Ontology annotation, molecular function: glutamate-cysteine ligase activity.